UCUUCUCGUGGCAUGUACGACGGCGCGCUAAGCGGAUUCGUCACUUGACUGUGUCAUCUGUCAGCCAACACCGUCGCGUUGUAAUCAACGUUGAUUUUCAUGAUCAAUCAUUGACUUGAACACCAACCAGUCGACAUUAACCGAAAAAACUGACGAUUAUCGUCACUCCACCAGCUGUCAAUUGUCAUUUCGGUGAAUCCCAUCAUUUGUAUUAAAAAGCAAACCUCAAAAUGUUGGUGGAAAUCGUUGUCCAGUGGGUCUGGAGUAUCACGAGUGGAAUGAGAACUGAUUUGGCCUAUAGUAUUGUCGUUUUUCUGAGUGCUCUCGGGGUUGUGAGGGCCUUCCAGUGGUUCAAGUACCUCAGAAGUCUACCCCCAGGGCCCUGGGGCUUUCCCAUUCUCGGCUAUCUACCGUUCAUCAAAGGAGAUCUUCAUCUUCAAUUUGGGGGACUUGCCAAGAAGUAUGGGUCCAUGUUCUGUGCGAGAUUGGGGACUAAACUCGUGGUGGUACUCAGCGAUUACAGGACGAUCAGAGAUACUUUUAGGCGGGAAGAGUUCUCCGGAAGACCGCACAGCGAGUUUAUGAAUAUUUUGGGAGGAUACGGAAUUAUUAAUGCCGAGGGGGCGAUGUGGAAGGACCAGAGGAAGUUUCUCCACGAAAAGCUGAGGAGUUUCGGGAUGACGUACCUCGGAAAUGGAAGGAAAAUAAUGGAGACUAGGAUAAACCGUGAGGUUGACGUGUUGAUUCGCUCGCUGUCGCAAAAACGUGGUGCACCGACUGACGUAUCACCAUCUCUGGGCAUGUCGAUAAGCAACGUGAUCUGCUCCAUAAUAAUGAGCGUGAGAUUUCGUCACGGUGACACGAGAUUCCGUCGAUUCAUGGAUCUCCUUGACGAGGGAUUCAAAUUAUUCGGGAGUAUAUACUGUGUUAAUUUCAUACCGAUAAUGAAGUAUCUGCCGGGCUUGAGGAAAAUCAGGGACAAGAUUGCGAAAAAUCGAACGGAGAUGGCGGAAUUCUUCCAGGAGACUGUUGAUGAGCACAGGGCGACUUUUGAUGAGAAGAAUAUUCGGGAUCUUGUUGACAGUUAUUUGCUGGAGAUUGAGAGGGCCAAGGCUGAGGGCAGGGAUGCUGCGCUAUUUCAGGGGAAGAAUCAUGAUCGCCAGAUGCAGCAGAUCCUCGGCGAUCUCUUCUCAGCUGGAAUGGAAACAGUGAAGACGACACUGGAAUGGGCUGUGAUUCAAAUGCUUCAUCAUCCAGAAGCUGCUAAGGCUGUGCAAGAGGAGCUGGAUCAGGUGGUGGGUAGAUCCAGAAUGCCAGGACUCGAGGAUCUUCCGUUCCUACCAGUCACUGAAGCCACUAUUCUCGAGGUGAUGAGGCGAUCUAGCAUUGUACCUCUUGGCACGACACACGCAACAACUCGUGAUGUCACGCUGAAUGGCUUUAAGAUACCAGCUGGUGCACAAGUUGUUCCACUGCUUCAUGCUGUUCACAUGGAUCCGGAGUUGUGGGCUGAGCCGGAGGAGUUUCGACCGACUAGGUUCCUUUCCACUGAGGGGAAGGUCACCAGGCCCGAGUACUUCAUGCCCUUUGGCGUUGGGAGGCGCAUGUGUCUGGGUGAUGUACUUGCACGAAUGGAGCUGUUUCUGUUUUUCAGCUCUCUACUCCAUACUUUUGAUAUAGGAUUGCCCGAGGGCGACUCACUGCCCAGCCUCAGGGGCAAUGCUGGAAUUACUGUCACACCUGAUCCCUUCAAGGUUUGUUUCCAGCAGAGGCAUCUUGAUGUCGCUGAUUGCUCGCCGGAAAUGUCUAGUCCACUCAGAAAUUUCGGGUCGCACUGAGGGGGAACGCAACGUUUUGGUACUGCGCUUUCCUUUCGGAAAGACGUUAGCAGAAUGGUGAGGACCUGAGUUGGUGGCUCGAGAGUCACACCCAAAAGACGGUCUUGGUUUAAGGAGAUCGCGACUUGAUUCAAGCGCUCUUUCUACUCGAUUCAAGUGGAAAGACUGAUCCAAUCAGACAGAGUUUCCGAAUCAUUUUGUGGAUGGAAAAGAUUGGUUUAUGGAAACUGGUGUCAAUCUGGAUGAAUUCAGUCCAGAUCAAGAUAUCGUUUUUUUUGGUGCAGGAGUAGUGAUUUGUUAUUUCAAUUUCGAUUAAAUUCGGAAAUGUUAUUUCAAUUUCGAUUAAAUUCGAUGGUAAUAUACAUAUCAGAGUAGGUAAUAUGGUUAGAAGGUUAAAUUGUGUGGCGAUGAUUGAGGAUUGAAAUAAUGGAAAAAGUACAAAGCAAACACCAAAAUUUAAGCACCCCGUUUUAUAUCCCGCCGCCAUAUUAUUUAUUUAUAAUUCUUUACCCGGGGAGAUGUCACUGUAAUUUAUUCAUACAUUAGGUUACUGUAGCAGUCAUUCUCGUUAGUGUUUGCGGUCUUCUGUAAAUAAUCAUUCGAACUAUUGUCUUUACUAUCUGUACAUAGGUCUGAUUGAGGCGUGACAUUUUUUAUGCGCGUGAGUGUGGGAGUGAUUUCUGUGUGACUGGUUUUUUGGAUAUUGUUGUCGAUUUGAAAAGACAACUAGUAUAAGACUGACCCGAAUUACACCGAGUUCGUUCAUAAAUUAUACGCUAUUCAUUGUGGAUUUUACUGCGCUUGAACAGUGAGAGAAAUUUAUUCAGGACAAGCUAAUGUGCAGGCAUUUUGUCACGAGGUGGCUUCAUUUUGAAUUGCUCUUUUGAAAAUAUUUGCUGGACUUCAGUAGAUUCCUCUCGCUGUUCUUAUCAUUACUUUUGAAUUUUGUUGUUAAUCAUGGAAAAUGGAAAUUUUCUCACGCACAGGUUCGUCAACCCCGGUGUACGUGGAAAAAUGAGUCGGUUUUUGUUAGAUUUGAAAUUAUCAUUACCUCAGGUUCAACAGUCUUUUUAGUUCGCUGACCAAUCUUCUUAUCCCCCUCUUCACGAGGUCGCCGAUCAGACUCUCGUGAGUCUGGUGUGUUAUCUCGUGGUGGUUCACUAUACUCUUUGUGAACGAGAGAAAGAAGAAAUGCGACUCUCGAGAGGUUAACGAGAGCAAGACAGAGAAAGUCUUGUGGUGCAUAAUGAACAAAAUUCAAAAGGUAGUUUUCUAAAUUGAAUAAAUUGUUUAUUAAGAUUAGGAACUCUUUAGGCAAUUCUAGGCGAAAAACGUUAGAAUUUUAGUGAUGAGAUUUUUUGAAGGAAAUCAUUUGCAGGAAUUGUGGAGUCACUUUUCUUCGAUCAUCAGAUUUUUCGUAAUGUUAAGUCCAGAAUGUGUUCAUAUAUGGUGUACCCUGUA
Diachasma alloeum is the source of this 3299-nucleotide messenger RNA. It is a transcript of the gene Cyp18a1, whose product is annotated as cytochrome P450 18a1. The transcript is spliced from 5 exons. Gene Ontology annotation, molecular function: iron ion binding; heme binding; oxidoreductase activity, acting on paired donors, with incorporation or reduction of molecular oxygen, reduced flavin or flavoprotein as one donor, and incorporation of one atom of oxygen. The record is from RefSeq and is a predicted model, not a curated record. The coding region runs from base 231 to 1838 and encodes 535 amino acids. Gene Ontology annotation, cellular component: cytoplasm; intracellular membrane-bounded organelle. Gene Ontology annotation, biological process: xenobiotic metabolic process. NCBI's taxonomy places the organism in Eukaryota, Metazoa, Arthropoda, Insecta, Hymenoptera, Braconidae.